CCCAAACCAGUCUGAACUGGCUGAAUCCUACUCCUGAUCUUAAGAGGUAUAAUCCCACAGAAAACUAGAACGAGCAUGUGGUUAAAAGGGGCUUAAACUCUCUUAAAGGCAUAGUUCUCUGUCAAUUACCUACCUGUAAAAAUUGUCGUGGCCCAUCCCUGCUCACAGAACCUUUGUUCCUGUCCUCACCACUUCUCCCUGGCCUCUGUCCAAGGUGUGUUUGUUAGGUUAAGGCUGGGAGUCAAAUACCGCCAUGCAGACCCAAGUUAGUUCCUUCAAACACCAAGGAUGUAGAGUAUUAGAUGAAUUGGAAGAGGACGGUUGGUCAAUUUUUCUGGAGAUUCCGGAAAGAGGCGGGUCAGAAAGAAUGGAAAGGUUCUUUAGAAUUAAUAGAAAGGGGGUGUACUGUGUCCCAAAAAUCCAGUUUAUGGGUGUUAUUUUAGCCAUUUUCUAUGAAUCAACAGCUCUUCCCCGAUCCCAGUUUUCACUUAAGAAGGGCAUAAAUCUUAAGGCUACGUAGUCUCAGAACUGGUUGGUAUCAAGGCCAAGGUAGACUUUCUAGAUUUCGCUGUGGGUGAAUCCCUACGAGUCCUUUGGAUAGAUAGAUGUAGGACAGAAGGACAUGGAGGAACAUGCGCGGAGAUCCACCAAGUGAUUGACUUUGUUUACUCCUGCGAGGAAAGCUUACUCACCCAGCUGCACGAGAUGGAAACAGCUUUUGACGGAUUCUGGGAGAAGCAUCAGCUGAAGAUGGAGCAGUACUUGCAGCUGUGGAAGUUUGAGCAGAACUUCCAAGAGAUCAGCAAAGCCCUGGAAUUCUUAAUGACGCAGCAGCGGGAAUUGUCAGAUACGGGAGAAAACGUCUCUCAAGUGCAGCAAAGACUCUCGGAGUUGGGUAACUUGGAGCAAUCCGCACAGGACUUAACGGCAAAAGCGCACAUGGCGAUUCUUCACGGGCACCAAAUGGCAGCCAGCCACCAUUAUGCCCUCAACCUGAUUUGCCAGCAGUGCAACGAACUGCGCCACCACUCGGACACCUUGCUAGAAGAAAUCAAAAGGAAAAACAACAGGCUCCAGCAAACGUUGGAUCUCCUCACUUCUCUUCAGCAGGCCCUCGAAUGUUGUGAUGAAGGUGUGUAUCUUCUAGCCAACCAGCCACUGGACAAAUGCCAGUCCCGGGAAGGGGCUCAGAAAGCUCUCCAAGACAUAGAGAAGUUCCUCGAGAGCUCUUCGCUGCAUUUAAACAUCGAUCCUCAAGCCCUGUCUUCUAGUUUUCAUCUCAUCUUAACACCGGAACUCAAGGUGUGGAUUUCAAUUCCAGUUUGAAAUUUUCCUUCGAUAUCUCUCUACCGGGCAAGAAAACUUCAAGGAAAUCUCAAAAUUCCCGCAAGAUUGAAGUUGUCCACAAUUACCAAGAGAAAAGAAAUUCCUUGCAGUACUACAUCACAGACAGUGAAGACAGCUUAGAUAUGUUGAAAAGCCACGUCAUACAUGAACUGAUACAAACCGAACGAGUGUACGUGGAGGAACUUUUCACAGUGUUGAUGGAAAAAGCCCAGAGCUUCUGUCAGCUCAGAGGAGAACGAUUCGGAACGUACCAGCCCCGGAGCGAUGGAGAACUUAGCUUCCUCUUCGCAGAGCAAACCUAGCAAACCCUGGACGGGCAUGUCCCAUUCCUUAGAAAUCUGUGAAGGCCUUGAAGAGUGGUCCAGCCACCAUUACUUCUCAACCUGCUCUGACACGGAAGACGAAGAUGGCAACCAAUUGUCUCCAGGAAAAUAUAAAGCCUUAGCAGAUUGCAAGAAGAGAGACUCGGAUGAACUUCUGGUGAAGAACGGGGAUGUUAUUCAGCUCAUGCAUGAAGACGGAGAGGGUCAGUGACGCCGCCCAGGAUAGGAUGAGGAAGUUAAGCUCCCCCUGAAUUUAAUGAAUUAAGGCCCAGCCCCUUUGUGAAUACUCCGUUGGAGACAGAGUGGCCAAUUAGAACUUAUUCGGUCAUCUGUGGUCCAAACUAAGGGGACAGCCCUUGGCUGUUCUGGUCUGGGCUUAGAAGCUAAGCAGGAUCGAGCCUGGUUAGUCCUUGGAUGGGAGAAUUUUCAAGGGGCUAGGCUAGAGGGGAAGUUGGAAACCGUCCAGAGGAAGAUGAUGGCGAUCUAUUUUGAGGAAACUCUAUGGACGUAUCUCUGUAAGCAUCGCAAGUUGACCUCAACUUGAAAGAAACUUUACCUUUUUUAUCAUCAAAAACAUCACAUCCCCAUCCAGUGGGACCAUGACUGGGAGCCAUUCUUUCCUCUUCUUUUUUCAUUUUCCUUCCUUCCUCUACUUCUGGAAAACCUCCAUUGUUUUUGACCCAAGGACGAGACCUCGUCUUCCUCUCUACAAUAUCUCCUGAGUUUCCUUUUGAGAAGGCAUUUGACAGUUCCCGUGGCUUUGGGGGAAGGUUGAAGGACGAGCUUCUGGUUUUUCCAACCACCCCUUUGCUGGGAUUGGCUGGCCUCGACUGAGAUCUUGUGGGGUCUCAAGGAAGCCAACGUUGGUAGGUUUUGAAGGAACUUUGAGAUCAGUCAAAUGUCCUUCUGGUUUUGCUCUAAAGAGUCUGGGUUGUGUCUCAAGACUUGGUCAAUGGGACGCUCCAGAUUGUAGAGAUCUCACUGUGGUUUCUUCUACACUGGCCAAGCCAAGGAUCUAGCAAAGUUUGCACGGGGAUUUUUAAGGGGCUGGGGGAGGGGGGAACAUAUGUGCCAUAACUAAGUCCAGGAUCCAUUUGCACUAUAUGUAUUAAGACUGUCCUUGUUAGUAGCGAGACUAUAUGUUUCGGCUCUUCAAGAGCCCACUUGUUCUUGGGCAAGGAUUGAAGGCCUUUUCAAAGGGACUUUCCAUCAUUUACUUUCUUGUGCACCUUCAGGAUUUGUACAUUCUUCUUUGUAGGCUCAGGUAAUUUGGUGUCUACAGACUACGGUUACAAAUUUAACCUCCCAAAGCAUUUCUAAUCACAGGGUAACUAUUGGGACAGGCUACUCACAACCACUCAGGGCAGUGAAUGGUGUGCAUAAACCAAAAAAAAUAAUAAAUCACUGUCAAUGUAAGUUGUCAUCUAUCUGUUUUCGUUGACGUGUUUCUCAUCUGGUUUUGGGAUGGAUUGGGGGUGGGGGGAGAGAUAUUCUUGUUUUAAAAGCCCGGAUUCGCCUGGACCUGUGAAAACAUUUUCUUGUCUUAAUCUCCAUUUCUGCACACUUUCCUAGUGGCGGAAGAUCACGCCGUUGCUGCUCUGCUGGAAUUCCUUGCCAGAAUUCCGUAAACAAGCCAUUUUCACCCCCCUUCCCCAUGUAUGUGAAGCACCAUUGAAAUCACGGUACGACACUUUUAAAAUGAGGAUAGGUUCAUUACGGCGGGACCGCCUGGUUAACCCAAAGGAAGGUUAUUUUUAAAAGUGUUCAUCCUCAUGUGUACAGCACAGUUCGAAUCUUUUUAACUUUUGUCUACCAGGUACCUAAAUUGUACAUGCUUCGGUUUACCUACGUAGCAAGUCUGAAUCUAAUGUUUUAGGCUGCGCUCAGAGAUUGACCGCGUCUAGGAUUGCACUUCUGAACUUCGAAAACUUUGCACAAAACCGUUGAGGGCCUCUUAAAAACAGGCUGGUGUUAAAAUGUCCAUGUGAGACCCCGAGCUGUGGAAUAUAUGCUUUCCCUGUCCCAAUUAUUUAACAGAUUCUGUAAAUGCCAUUGUAAGAAUGAGCUAACUCUAUAUUUAAAAAAAGAAUUAUGAACCUUGUUGAAUAAAGAAAUACAGCUGAAGACUUUUCC
Thamnophis sirtalis is the source of this 3803-nucleotide messenger RNA. The record is from RefSeq and is a predicted model, not a curated record. Lineage: Eukaryota; Metazoa; Chordata; Lepidosauria; Squamata; Natricidae.